GCCUCGGCGACGUGGGGCGGAUGCGGGAGGUGCUCCUCGCGGCGCGCCGCGCGCGCUACGCCCGCGUCCCGGACGACGACGACGGCUACCCGUACCCGCAGGAAAGUAGGAGUUCUGAGAGGGUAAAUUGUAAGAUCAGCUACUUAUCUAGUUAUCCGCUGAAAAGUGUUAGAACAGAUCCUGUCGAGCAUCAAGCUUCUGUCCCUGAGUGGAAAAAUGCUCCAUCUGUGGAAUAUACUGAUGAUUACAAAGCUGCAACCUUACCAAAACUGGGCACAGUUGUCUAUCCACUAAACAUGGAUAUCUCAGCAACUAACAAAUCAGAGAAGAAGAGGAAAAGAUUGGUAGACAAGUGUAAGUGUUCUUGUCCUGGAUCUGAGGACUGUGUACGAGUUCACGUAAAGAAGGCAAGGAGCUGGAUCAAGGAUCAGUUGGGUGAGGAAGCUUUCAAAAACUGUGGGCUAGAUGCAAUGGGUGAGCAAGUUGGAGAGCAAUGGACCACAGUUUUCAAAAGGAAACUUGAAAAAGUUGACAAGUUGAUUCCUCAGAAUAAACAUCAGAAAUUCAUGGGGAUUGCCUUGAAGGAGCUCGGACAGAAGGAAACAAAGGAUUUGGCGAAGUAUUACUACAAUGUUUUUCUUCCCAGAAGAUUGGCAAGCUUGACCAGGGCAGAGCAUAAAAAGGACGAAGCUGUUGAUACGAGUGAUGAAAAGAGUGAUCAAGAGGAUGACGAGAAUGAACAACAUCCUCGAAAGAAAAGUAAAAAAAGCUCUGGAUCCUCUUCCACAAGGUGCAAGAAGUAGAAGAGUCAGAGGAAUUCGACGGGUGGGCCAACAGUUACGUUGCAGUGGAAGAAGAAUUAACAGUUUUGUUGCAGUGGAAGAGGAAUUAACAGUUUUACUGCGGUAGAAGAAGAAUUAGGAAACUUGAGAAAGCGGGUUGAUGUGAUAAGAGUUUGCAGUGGAUCAAGACUGAUAUCCGGACCCAUGCAGUCGCAGAUCACCAGCGGUCGUAUAAGUAUGAGAUUCUUACCAUAGUUACCGGUGAUGGGCAUCCUAAGCAGGUUUCACCGUCACCACAACAUUUGAUGUAAACAUGUGUUCAUGAGUUCGCUUCAUUUUUUAUUUGUUGUUGAUGUAAUGUGCAUGGCACAAAGGAGAGAAGGGAGGUGAUAUAUGGGGAGUGGGCAUAGAGCCUGUCCAGAAAUGCAUUUAGGUAUUCUUUUGGUU
Molecule: messenger RNA, 1229 nt
Organism: Triticum dicoccoides
Lineage: Eukaryota; Viridiplantae; Streptophyta; Magnoliopsida; Poales; Poaceae
Product: AT-rich interactive domain-containing protein 2-like
Exons: 3
Coding region: 21-803 (260 amino acids)
Source: RefSeq, a predicted model, not a curated record